GUGGGCUGUUGUCUCUGCCGGUGCCUGGAGCUUCUCCUCCCCCGCGGGGGGGCUCUGCCUCUGGAUUAUCCCCCCUCCCCGGCCGGGUGAGGAGGGGGUGAGCCGCACCCCCCGUUCGAGGCGUGGGGGGGCGGGUAUGUGGCUAUGUGUCGUUCCCCCCCCGGCCGGGACGCUGCCUGAUGGCAGCUCUUUGGUCUCCACCUUGCCAGGCUUUCAGCAGGAGAGAUCUGCAGGCAGCUCCACCAUGUCGGAUAGUGACCUCGGGGAGGACGACAGCACCACAUCCCCGGACCCCUCGCUGUCCAACAAGAGGAAGAGAAGGGGCAAUCUCCCCAAGGAGUCGGUGAAGAUCCUCCGGGACUGGCUGUAUGAGCACCGCUUCAAUGCCUACCCCUCCGAGCAGGAGAAGCUCAGCCUCUCGGGGCAGACCAGCCUCUCUGUGCUGCAGAUCUGCAACUGGUUCAUCAACGCCAGGAGGCGGCUGCUCCCUGACAUGCUGCGCAAGGAUGGGAAGGACCCCAACCAGUUCACCAUCUCCCGCCGAGGGGGCAAAGCUGGUGAUGUGGCCCUGCCGCGGGGGUCUGCUGCUGGCUCUGGGGUGCUGGUGGUACCGCCCGUGACGGCCGCGGGGGCCUCCAAGGUGCUGUCGAUGUCCGUGUGCCCUCAGGUACUGUGCCACCCUGCCCAGGCGCUGGGCAGCAACCUGGCAGUGGUGAGCGCUCACAGCCCCGAGUGGGAGAAGCCCCCCGGCCCGCCACGAGCAGAGCCGGACCCCAAAGCCCCGCUGGGUGCCACCGGCAGCACCGUGACCUUGCUGGCCCGGGCUGAGGCGGCCAGCCCCACCAGUGGACUCUUCAACACGCCACCCCCAACGCCCCCCGAGCUCUUCGGUGACGACUUCAGCAGCUUCCAGCUGCUGGUGGAGGUGGCGCUGCAGAAGGCGGCCGAGCUAGAGUCGCAGCGGCAGGGCGGGCAGCUGCCCCUCUUGCCCCAGACUGAGCCCCCAGGAGCCUCCAUCCCCAAAUAACCCCCUGGGCCAGGUCCCACAGGGUGCCCUUCCAUGGGGGUGCCAGACCCUCCCAGCCUCCUGCCACCCAUCUGCCUGCACCCCCCGACCAGCUCAUCUCACAAGCAGACUCCUGCCCUUCCAGGGGCUCUGGUCUCUGCGUCAGCUAUGGUGGGAGAGGAAGGACUGUUCCACCCUGCCAUCCUCUCGCUGGGGAGGCACCCCCACCUCCCAGGAUACUCCGGAAUGGUGCCAUCCGGCCGUUGUGAAAAGGCCUUUGCAGCUUGACUGACCU
Molecule: messenger RNA, 1301 nt
Organism: Athene cunicularia (burrowing owl)
Lineage: Eukaryota; Metazoa; Chordata; Aves; Strigiformes; Strigidae
Gene: TGIF2
Product: TGFB induced factor homeobox 2
Exons: 2
Coding region: 137-1027 (296 amino acids)
Biological process (GO): regulation of transcription by RNA polymerase II
Molecular function (GO): RNA polymerase II cis-regulatory region sequence-specific DNA binding; DNA-binding transcription factor activity, RNA polymerase II-specific
Source: RefSeq, a predicted model, not a curated record